Molecule: messenger RNA, 852 nt
Organism: Heterocephalus glaber (naked mole-rat)
Lineage: Eukaryota; Metazoa; Chordata; Mammalia; Rodentia; Bathyergidae
Source: RefSeq, a predicted model, not a curated record
AUGACAGCACUGAAGGGGAACCUCUGGGUCAGGGUCCAACUGGGGCUCCCACUGCUGCUACUUUUGACCAUGGCCCUGGCUGGAGGCUCAGGGACUGCCUCAGCCAAAGCAGUCAACUCAGUCUUGGGUGAUACAGCAUCCUGCCACCGGGCCUGUCAGCUGACCUACCCCUUGCACACCUACCCCAAGGAAGAGGAACAAGAACAACUCAUGUCCCUGAUGCCAAAAAUGCAUCUGCUCUUCCCUCUGAUCCUGGUGUGGUCCUUCUGGAGUGACAUGAUGGGCUCUGCACAGAGCUUCAUCACCUCUUCCUGGACUUUCUAUCUCCAAGCCAAUGAUGGAAAAAUACUCAUAUUCCAGUCUAAGCCAGAAAUUCAGUAUGCACCACAGUUGGAACAGGGGCCUACAAAUUUGAGAAAAUCAUCUCUAAGCAAAAUGUCCUCAGAUCUGCAAAUGAGAAGCUCACAAGCACACAGGAACUAUCUUGAAGAUGGAUUUUUAAGAUGCCUCUCUGUGAACUCUAAAUGGAUUUUAACCAUCAUUCUCAUCCUAGCCAUCAUUCUCAUCCUCUCAGUGAUGGUAUUGCUCUGGAUUUGUUGUGCAGCUGUUGCUACGGCUGUGGAGCAGUACAUUCCUUCUGAGAAACUGAGUAUCUAUGGUGACUUGAAGUUUAUGAAUGAACAGAAGCUAAGCAGAUACCCAGUGUCUUCUCCUGUGGUUAUUAGAUCUAAAACUGAAGAUCAUGAAGAAGCAGGUCCUCUACCUACAAAAAUGAAUCUUGUUCAUUCAGAAAUUAAGGAUUUUUUUUUUAAAGAAAACAGUCAUAGACACCUGAAUUUCCAUUCCUCAUAG